AUGUGUAGUGCAGAGUCCCUAAACAGGCGAGGUAGUCUUGACUCCAGCAAGGCGGAUGACAGAGACACUCUCAUACUGAACUUCACCCUCUGCACUGUAAAGAAGACGGAGCUCUCUAAGGCAGCUAGAGUCUUUGAGAUGUUUGAAACUGAGAUCCAUCACUUUGAAACCAGGAGAAUCAAAAAGCUCAAGAACUCUGCUGAUCAUCUUGACAUUUUUGUUGAAUGUGAAGUUCACAGAGCUGAUAUUAGUCACCUUAUCACAUCCUUAAAGAGAGUAACAGAGGAUGUGAAAACGGGCAAUGAAGACAAAAUGCCCUGGUUCCCCAGAAAAAUUCAAGAUCUAGACAAAUGUCACCACCUGAUCACCACGUAUGAACCCAGUUUUGACCAUGGUCACCCUGGAUACACUGACCUGGAGUACAGGAAGAGGAGGGCAUACUUUGCUGACCUUGCCUAUAAUUACAGAGUUGGGGACCCUUUGCCUUACAUCGAAUACACAGAGCAGGAAACUGCAACUUGGAGAGAAGUCUACAGGAAGCUGAGAAGCCUCUACCCUACUCAUGCCUGCACACAAUACCUGGAUGCUUUCCAACAGCUGGAGAAACACUGUGGCUACCAAGAAGACAACAUACCUCAACUUCAGGAUGUGUCCAGAUUUUUAAAAGAAACAACAGGUUUCCAGCUGAUACCAGCAGCAGGACUGUUGUCUGCUCGUGACUUCCUUGCCAGCCUCGCAUUUCGUGUCUUUCAGUGCACGCAGUAUAUAAGGCAUUUCUCUUCACCUACACAUUCACCAGAACCAGAUUGCUGCCAUGAACUGCUGGGUCAUGUUCCCAUGCUAGCCAACAAGGAGUUUGCCCAGUUCUCCCAGGAUAUUGGACUGGCUUCUCUUGGAUCAUCUGAAGCAGAGAUUGAGAAACUGUCCACACUUUAUUGGUUUACUGUGGAGUUUGGUCUCUGCAAGCAAAAUGGAUCCAUCAAAGCUUACGGGGCAGGACUGCUUUCAUCUUAUGGGGAACUUAUGUAUGCUUUAUCAAAUGAGCCAGAGUACAAGUCCUUUGAUCCAGAAGUGACUGCAGUUCACCCCUAUCAGGAUCAAGCCUUCCAGCCUGUCUAUUUCAUAGCAGAAAAUUUUGAAGAUGCCAAGGCCAAACUGCAAAACUAUGCAAUGAAGAUCAAGAAGCCUUUUUCUCUGUGCUACGACCCAUUCACCAGCAGUAUAGAGGUUCUGGAUACACCACAGAAAGUCAAGAGGGAAGUCAGUCGACUGAAAGAGGACCUGAAAAACCUCUGCCUGUCCCUUGAAAACCUCUCCUAA
Messenger RNA from Lagopus muta (rock ptarmigan), 1320 nucleotides. RefSeq names its product tyrosine 3-monooxygenase-like. The coding region runs from base 1 to 1320 and encodes 439 amino acids. The record is from RefSeq and is a predicted model, not a curated record. NCBI's taxonomy places the organism in Eukaryota, Metazoa, Chordata, Aves, Galliformes, Phasianidae. The transcript is spliced from 12 exons. Gene Ontology annotation, biological process: dopamine biosynthetic process from tyrosine. Gene Ontology annotation, cellular component: axon; perikaryon; cytoplasm. Gene Ontology annotation, molecular function: tyrosine 3-monooxygenase activity; iron ion binding.